GCAGCCCAACAUGUCAGCCUUGGAUCAGUUGAAGCAGCAGAAUGCUGGGCUUCAAUCAAGCGUUGGAGACAUUUCCAAAGUGGCUGGAUCCACAGUAAAGAAGCCAGCCGCAAAGACACCAGCCAAGACGGCGACAUCUGCCACCAAAGCCGCCGCUGCUAGGAAACCAGCGGCAACGAUUACAGACUCGACGUCAGCUGCGGCGCCUGUGAAGAAGGUCCCAAGGAAGCUUAAUGCAACUGGCACGCCUGCUUCGAGUGCAGCCAAGAAGACGCUGACGCCGGCAAAAGCAACCCCUGUGGGUGCAAAGAAGCUUGAAACGACUGCUUCAAGUACCGCUACGCCUGUCAAGAAGGCAUCCAAACCAGCUGGGGCGCGCACGCCCCUUGGGACGAUUAAACCACUGCCGGUCAGGCAGAAUGCGGCAGCGGACAGUCCGACAUGCAAGGUCGCAGGUACUGUCAACAAGACGUCUGGCAGCACGCCGAUCAAGAAGCAGACGGCAGUGACGUCGGGAACAGCAGCCAAGGCAACGCCUGUAAAGCCGGUGACAGGUGUAAAAUCUACGACAGCAAAAGCUUCGCCGGCCAAGAAGGCGGGCGCCAAGGCGAACCCCGACGGCAGUGUUCCGACCAGAGUCAACCCAGACGGCCAGCCCAGUGCUCAAUCGGCUCCCGCGACGGCGAAACGACAACCUGGGGUAGUGGGCAAGGGGGUGAAGACGGCGACGGGGACUUUGAACAAGACGGUGGGCACAACGACGGGCGUGCUCAACACGGUUACCGACUCUGCGACUACGGGGGUCAACACGACGGUCAACGGGGUGACGGGGUAUGCUGGCAAGGGGCUCGACAAGCUGCCCGGGGGAGUUGGACAGCCGGUCAAGCAUGUUACGGAGGGAGUUGGCAAAACAGCGACGGGGGCGGUAGACAAUGCAUACUACACUUUGGGCAGCGCGACCAAGGGCGUGCAGGGUACCGUCAGCAAGACGAGUGGAGCGCUGGGUAAAGGUGAUGUCAGGGGAACGGUGGCGGGGGCGACUAGCGGAGUUGGAAACACGGUUACGGGGGUAGGCAAGGGACUGGGGAACACGGUGGGCGACGGGCUGGAGGGGCUUGGGGGUGUGGUGGGAGGCCCCGUUGGAGGCAUUGUGAGCAAUGUCGGCAAGGGCGCCAGCAAUGCUGUGAGCGGGGUGACUGGUGGGCUGGGAGAAGGGGUAAGCAGGCUUGGCAAGGGAGACGUGAUAGGAGGCGUUGGGAGCACGCUGGGGGGCGUGGGAAGGGGAGUUGGUGGGCUCCUCGGGGGCGUGACGGGGUACGGCGAGGGCAGCAAAGAGCAGUGAAGGUGCAAGGUCGAGGCAUGGCUGUUGAGCGUGCGGGACAUGGAGCCCGAGGCAGCAGAGGCAUGGCAUGGCGGAGGGGAGAGGGUGGGCGGAGAGCAAGUAAGCGCCCACUCGAAACCAGCAGAUGGGCGGGGUGAGGGAGAUUAGAUGAAGGAGGGGGAGCACAGCCGGGCGCGCACGUGACCUGUUUGGUUUAUAGUUUUGGGGCGUCAUGUGGUGAGUAAGCGAACAGCCGUAUAUUUAGCAGUGAAACAGAGCAGGAGGGUGUGUGCUGCAGUAGUGUAAUUACAGACGGAAGG
Molecule: messenger RNA, 1641 nt
Organism: Exserohilum turcica Et28A
Lineage: Eukaryota; Fungi; Ascomycota; Dothideomycetes; Pleosporales; Pleosporaceae
Exons: 4
Coding region: 11-1342 (443 amino acids)
Source: RefSeq, a predicted model, not a curated record